Molecule: messenger RNA, 429 nt
Organism: Saprolegnia parasitica CBS 223.65
Lineage: Eukaryota; Oomycota; Saprolegniomycetes; Saprolegniales; Saprolegniaceae
Exons: 2
Coding region: 1-429 (142 amino acids)
Source: RefSeq, a predicted model, not a curated record
AUGGUCCGCAUCCACUCGACGUUUGCGCUUACGCUCGUGGCGCUGGCUGCCACGGAGACGACCGCGACGUGGGGCGACACCGACACCGUCGUUCCGCCCUACAACGCAGCCUUGCACGACCAAACCAUCGACCACGAAGCCUUGCACGACCCAGCCGUGGACCACCAAGCCUUGCACCACCCAACCAUCGACUACCAAGCCUUGCACGACCCAGCCGGGGACCACCAAGCCUUGCACCACCACCCAACCAUCGACUACCAAGCCUUGCACGACCCAACCGUCGACCACGAAGCCUUGCACGACCCAGCCGUCGACUACAAAGCCCUGCACCACCCAGCCGUCGACGCCUGCCCCGACGACGGGUGUCCCGACACCGACAUCUACGCCUGCCCCGACGACUGGUGUCCCGACGCCGACCUCGACCCCUAG